Molecule: messenger RNA, 570 nt
Organism: Racocetra persica
Lineage: Eukaryota; Fungi; Glomeromycota; Glomeromycetes; Diversisporales; Gigasporaceae
Source: the annotation of a GenBank genome assembly
GAAUCAGGGACCUCGAAAAAAAGAUAUAAAGUUACUAUUGUAUUACCAGAUGAAGUAUUACCAUCAAAAGAAGAAAUGCCAAUUGGAUUCUUCAACCAAUCUUAUACCCCUGAUGAUAUACAUGGAUUUCAAUCAGACAUGAAUCCAAAGCUUAGAGAAACUUUAGAAACUCUUGAGGAUGAUGCUUACAUAGAAAACGAUUUGAUGAUGCUCUUAACGCUGAAGAAUUACCUGAAGAACAAGAGAAUUAUGAAGAAAAAAAGGCUGAAGAGAUUCCGUUGUGCUAAACUUCGAUUAUUGGAUGAUCAAUUUGAAAAGAUCGAAAAGGAGUUUAUGGAAGAUAAUGACAAUGAUUCUGAUAUCGAAUCAACGUCGUCUUCUCAAGACCGGAAAAUUGUGCCAAAAUCAGAAGAUACUGUACAAAAUCAAUUGGAAGCAAUUCGUCAAGAAUUAAGACAAGUCCAUCUUAAUGAACAAGGAUCUGAGUUAAAGGAAGAAAUGGUUUACAAAGCUACUAAGACGAGUAAAGAGUAUGUAGAGGUUGAAAGUGAACUAUUUACAAAAAUAUAG